AUGGCGUCCAAGAAGAUGGUCCUCGUCGUGGCGGCGCUGCUGCUCGUCGCGCUCGCGCUGGAGGCUGCCCCUCCGGCGGCCGCCAUGGACUGCAAGGCCGGGUGCGCCGAGGUCACAGGCCCACUCGGCAUGAGCACGGAGGAGUGCAUGAAGAAUUGCGCUGCGAUCGCCAAAGAGCAGGGACCCAGGGACCCUAACCUGGAUCAGAAGUUGGACAUCCCAUAA
Messenger RNA from Miscanthus lutarioriparius, 225 nucleotides. The record is from the annotation of a GenBank genome assembly. NCBI's taxonomy places the organism in Eukaryota, Viridiplantae, Streptophyta, Magnoliopsida, Poales, Poaceae.